ACAUGAAUGGUCUUAGAGGUAAUAGGUAUGAUGAAGAUGUGAAUGUAUGUUAGUUCAUCUCCAAAAGGAUAGCGUGAUACAAUUAUUAUCUCAUAUAAAGUAACAAGUAGUCUAGUGAAAAUGGACAUUACUGAAGCACUCGUGAGUGGAGACAAGCGUCCAACAACUUUGGGUGACAUGUGAAUCAUGGAGCAACACAUGUCGGGGUUGGAGGCACUUCGCAGUGAGCUACUUGGCAUCCUCGACAACACCUCAGUGAGACGACUCGGGUCGAGCUUGCUAGUGUGAACAACGAGAUAGUGGAGCUCAGGGAGAGGUGAACCUCCUGAAUAGGGUUAUGGCUAACAGACCUAUAGUGUCACAACCCGCCCCAAGUAUGGGUGUUCUGAAACCUAGGACCUAUGGAGAGUCAAGGAAUGCGAGAGAGUUAGAGAACUUCCUAUUGAAUCUUGACCAAUAUUUCGAGGCAUCCGACAUUCAGAACGAGAAUGCUAUGGUACGUACCACUCCUUUAUCUCGUUGAUACCACUAUGUUAUGGUGGAGGGACAUACGUCAUGGAGACGUAGGAGGACUUCAAGAGGGAGAUGGAAAAAAUUUAGUUAUGCCCUGAAAAUGCAAAACUCUUUCACAUACACUUGGUUCGCCUACAAGGGUGUCACAACCAUGCAAACAAUGCAACUACUGUGAAGAAGGCGCCAUGAUGAGGACAUCGUGAAUUACCCGAAAGGGUCUGAAGACUUGGUUAAUCUUAGCUAUCUAUUUUGGAGGCGGAGCCUGUGUAAGGAGCACCUGACCCUAAAUUGUAUUCAUCCAUAAAUAUUGAAAGCAAUAACAUCUCUGGAGAGAGUUUCUCUAUUCUUACGAGUUUUAACGAGUGCAAGUGAGGUAGGGGCGUGCAACAGUGUUGCUCAUACCAGAUUGAACUGGACCAAAUCGAUGUUUGGACCAAACGAUACCGAACCGAACAUAAUGUGGUUUGGUCCUUGGUUCCAUAAGUUUUAUAAAUAUAAAUUAUUAGAAAAGGAUCAAAUUAAACUAACCGAACUCAAUAUAAUAUUAGUCUGAUCCUUAAUCCUAAAAGGCUAAAACGUCUUUCACUAUUAGAUCACCAUUCUCGUAAGUUUGAUCCAAUCCGAUUCGGUGCGGCACCAAAAGAUUUAGUCAAUAACAAUUCUCAGUGCUCAAAAUCAUUCGCCCAAUCUGGACGAGGAAACAAAUGCGAGUAGCUUAAUCCGGUAGUCUAGGUCAUAACCAGUUUUAAAAGCCCAGCCCGCCCAUUUGGGCCCAUUGCCAAUUUCUGCUGAUAACGUGGUAGAAUGUGAUUCGGUUGAUGGAGAAUCAUAUGAACGGGCUCGUCCACUGAAAACAGUUUAUUCUCUCCCUUCGACAAUCUCGCCGAAUAUCCUCAAUUCUACCUUUCUCAACUAUCGACAGAGCUCUCUUUUCCUUCAUCCGACUCUCUCCCUCGCCGGCCGGGAGUUAGUUGCCACAGUUCGAAGGAGAAAGCGGUGCAGCUUCGGAGAAACGCUAUCCAGCAUUCCAGAUGGGGAAGGGAUAAAUUUGAAGUAGGCACUAGCAUCAUCUUUCUUAUUGGCAAUUUGCGUAGGGAGAAUCUCGGAGCUGGCGAACUGCAGUAUCUAGCAUAAGCAGGGGAAGAUUGAUGGAGAAAGCGGAAUCUUAUUCUUCAAGCUGCUUUCUUCAUUAAUUCCGCUUUCAUAAGGCAUCCAUUCGAGUUCUUUGCUUGUCGUGAUUUUGGUUUGUGGUUGCUUCUUCUUGUUAGUAUAUAAUCUGUUUGAUGAAAUGCCUGCAAGUUCUUUGUUAGUUGAGGUUCAGCAGUGAGGAGAACUUGGGAUUGUGUCUUGUAGAACGGUUUUUGUUUCCUUUUGGUCCCUUUCUAUGAUUACAGGAAUGUAAUGGCCGAGAAGUAAGCAAUAGUUGCAACUAUGAUAAGAUCGAGUUCGACCCUGUAAAAAGAAUGAAGUCUUACCAGAAGAGAGGGGGGGGGGGGGGGGGGGGGGGGGGGGGGGGGGGGGGGGGGGGGGGGGGGGGAAUUCCUGGCAAUACCCUAUUCAAAUCCAUGUUUCUUGGUUUGGAUUCUGAGUAUAUUGGGUCUUGUUGUUGCGCGUGGAAGCAUGUGUUGACUUUCAUUUACGAUUCUUUUUAGAUAUCCAACAAGCUUUGUUUAAGGUAUCGUUCUGAUCCUUGAGAUGUCAGUUGCAAGCAGCCUGAAGAAGUUGGUUUCAGGGGUGAUUCUCGAUCUGGAUGGCACCCUUCUCAAUACAGAUGCCUUGGUUGGUGGGGUUAUGAACGUUUUCUUGGUGAAGUAUGGCAAACAAUGGGAUGGUAGAGAAGUUCAUAAAAUCCUUGGGAAGACGCAUAUAGAAGCAUCUGCUGUUGUAGUACAAGAAUAUGGACUUCCUUGUUCAACAGAAGAAUUUAUGAGUGAAAUCACUCCAAUGUUCUCAGAACAAUGGUGCAAGGUCAAAGCUCUUCCAGGUGCAAGUCGAUUGAUCAAACACCUGAGUGAUCAUAAAGUACCCAUGGCCUUGGCUUCGAACUCGUCGAAGGCAAAUAUUGAUGCUAAAAUUAAGUUUCACCAAGGUUGGAAGGAAUCGUUCUCAGUGAUUAUUGGUGGUGAUGAAGUAAGAGCCGGGAAGCCAUCUCCUGAUAUAUUUUUGGAAGCAGCUAACAGGCUAAACAUUGAACCUUCGCACUGCUUGGUGAUUGAGGAUUCUGUGCCUGGUGUAACUGGUGGCAAGGCUGCUGGAAUGCAAGUAGUUGCUGUACCCUCGAUCCCCAAGCAAUCUGAUCUCUUCACAGCUGCAGACGAUUUGAUAAAUUCUCUACUAGAUUUGCAUCCAGAAAAAUGGGGUCUUCCACCUUUCGAAGAUUGGAUUGAGGGCACUUUGCCAAUAGAACCAUGGCAUAUUGGUGGCCCUGUAAUUAAGGGAUAUGGCCGUGGCUCAAAGGUUCUUGGUAUCCCCACAGCUAAUUUGUCCACGGAAGGAUACUCGGAUCUACUUUCACAAUAUCCCUCUGGGGUGUAUUUUGGGUGGGCUGGAUUGUCAACCAGAGGUAUCUACAAAAUGGCCAUGAGCGUUGGUUGGAACCCAUAUUUCAACAACAAUGAGAAGACAAUUGAGCCAUGGCUGCUUCAUGAGUUCAAAGAUGAUUUCUAUGGCGAAGAUUUGCGCCUUGUUAUAGUUGGCUACAUUCGACCAGAGGCUAAUUUCUCCACUCUUGAGAGUUUAAUUGCCAAGAUUCACGAGGACGGUAGGGUUGCAGAGAAAGCACUCGAUCUUCCACUGUAUUCGAAGUACAAGGACGACCCAUUCUUGAGGAGCUCUUCAUUGUAGUCAUUCAUGGAGAUGAUUUUACUUGUACAAUGAACUUGUGAAGAUCUUAUCUUAUUAGUUUCUACUGAUGCAAUGCAUGAAGUAUCUGCAGAAUUGCAUUCUAAACUUUUUUUUUUUUUGAAGGGGCAUUCUAUCAUUAAAUUGUGAACCAGGCUCUAAAGUUAAUUCAGGAAAAGUACGGAAAUUUAUGUUGUAGUAGACCAACCCAUACUUGCAUUGCAUCACUGUCAGAUUUUUACAAAGCAUAGGCUGAUAUUGUUUGAUCACACCCAAACCAUAUACAAUUUCUGUUAUUGAGUUGAUAUAUUUGACAUUAUUUGUAAAAAUAUGCUACAUCAACCCAAUUACUGAGAAUCACCCUACACGUAAAGCGCUGUUAUAAUCCUACU
Molecule: messenger RNA, 3746 nt
Organism: Linum trigynum
Lineage: Eukaryota; Viridiplantae; Streptophyta; Magnoliopsida; Malpighiales; Linaceae
Source: the annotation of a GenBank genome assembly